Molecule: messenger RNA, 696 nt
Organism: Penaeus indicus
Lineage: Eukaryota; Metazoa; Arthropoda; Malacostraca; Decapoda; Penaeidae
Exons: 5
Coding region: 1-534 (177 amino acids)
Source: RefSeq, a predicted model, not a curated record
AUGGCCGAGGGAUGGGCAGCUGUAGGAGGUGAAAGCUUUACUGGUUCUGCCCUUGACCUUCUCCAUGCUCUGGAGGGUCACUUUUGCUGGGCGAACAUGGUCAUGGUUACAUCUGCGAAUGGGAUAAUUAAAGAUAUUCCAUCACAAGAAACCACCCCAGUAUCAACGUUGAAAUUACAGCAGGCGGUCCAGUAUAAAACGGAUAAGAUGUGUGAACUCUGCGAAUGCAUGUGUCUCGUGUUGAAUGACGAUUGCAUGGAAGGCUGUUGCAUGAUAAGUCGACUUUGUGAUAUACUGCGCUGUGAUAUCAAGCCCUGUUGUUGCUGUAAAGGAAAAUGCUGUAAAAGUAAAUGUUGUGAUGAAAAUGAUGAGGAAGAUAAUCCAAGUAAGCAGGAUGAAUAUGAAGAUUUUGUCAUCAGUCAACAACCCUCAAGAGAUUCUGGUAACUGCUGCGACUCCUGUGAAGACAGCGAACAGACAAAUGACCAACAAGUUAACGUCGUGUCUAGCCAGCCGACGAAUAACUUUACGUGAUGCGUUAUCUUCUUUCCUCGCUAUUCUCGUUUAUUGUAAAUCAUUUUUGUUCCUCGUCCUAUAAAGUCAUCAGUAACAGUAUUUAAAUAAUCAUUUUAUACUAAAUAGGUAAUAUUUGUCGUUUUUGUUAUUUUUAUUUAUAUAUAUUAAGAACAAAUCUUU